Capronia epimyces CBS 606.96 is the source of this 843-nucleotide messenger RNA. RefSeq lists its product as uncharacterized. Bases 1 to 843 code for a protein of 280 amino acids. Lineage: Eukaryota; Fungi; Ascomycota; Eurotiomycetes; Chaetothyriales; Herpotrichiellaceae. The record is from RefSeq and is a predicted model, not a curated record. The transcript has a single exon.
AUGCAGUUGACAGCAUCAACAGUUGCAGUCAUCCUGGCCUACACUAUAGCCCAGGCUAGUGCCCUGCCCUCUCCGCCGAGUACCACUUCCGAAGCAGUGGCGACCCCAACUCCUCCUCCCGCUCCCGAGUCUGUUCCAGUCUACUAUCCCGAGGAAGGACUCUACAUCGAGAGGCGCUGGACGCCCUCCAGCAAUCCGGGACAGAGUGGAGGUCCGCGAGGAGCCAUGGGUCCGGGUCAAGGAAAAGGCAAUGGCAUGCCAUACCAAGGGCAAGGCGAUGUCCAAGGCGACAACGACGGCGACCAGCACCCUUAUCAAGGCCAACACAACGUCCCUGGUGGCAUUGGGUUUGGUCCGCGCGGCUCCCAUGGCCCUGCGCCUGACAACAACGAGUACCAGGGCUAUGACUAUGAUGAUGACGACGAUGACGGCGACGUCCAGGCUGCACGCCUAGCCCGCCGCGCCGUCAACCUCGACUUCUCGCCUGAGGAGCCUUCGCCUCGCCGGCUGGCCCGUCGAGGAGGGAUCCAACUGAAGCAGUAUAAAUGGUACGACUACCAGACGAGCAAGCCGUUCAUGGGGCUGGUGACCGGAAACCCGAACAUCCGCAACCUGAACUUCAAGCAGCAAAGCCGGACGCUGGGCAUGGGUCUGCGUCGUCGUGACGCCGACGCCGACGCCAACGUGGCCCUGCACAAGAAGGUCUUCUAUCCCGUGGCGCGUCCCGAGGUCCCGACUCGUUUCCGCGCGCCCAUGGGCCCCGGGAAUAGCGGUCCCAUGCCCGACCAAGUCGACGAGGGAGACUACUACUACUAUCCCUACCACUACGAGGAGGAGAACUAG